This is a messenger RNA of Prunus armeniaca (apricot), 474 nucleotides long. The record is from the annotation of a GenBank genome assembly. Lineage: Eukaryota; Viridiplantae; Streptophyta; Magnoliopsida; Rosales; Rosaceae.
AUGUCUAACCAAGAUGACAUGGCUGGCAUGCCUGGCAUGUCUAUGACUCCCCCUGCGCCCAAGGGCGACCUGAAGAACACAACUGAUGGUGCCAUGAGCUCUAGCCUCACAUGGACCGCAGACGUCACCGUCCUCUUCCGUGGUUGGCCUGAUGACAGCGUUCCCAUGUACGUCUUGGCCCUCUUCUUCGUCUUCCUUCUCGCUGUUGCCGUUGAAGUCCUGUCUGUUUCGCCCAAACACAAACCAGGCACCAAGACUUUCAUAUGCACCCUCACUCAGACAGGCGUCUACACUUUUCGCACAGCUUUGGCUUACUUGGUCAUGCUCGCUGUCAUGUCGUUCAAUACUGGUAUCCUGAUAGCCGCCGUGGCCGGCCAUGCCCUCGGCUUCUUCAUCAUCAAGGUUCGUUCUCAUGGCCUCCAACCCAACGUAGCCGACCCCCAAAGUUUGAUUUGUCGAUCUUCAUCUUCCUGA